AAACAUUAUCUAUUUAAUUUACUCGAAAAUUCAAAAGUCGGUGCCUUGAAAUCCUUGCAAUUUCAUUUCACAUUAGUUAUUGCUAAAAAUUUGGAUCACUCCUACUCAAAGAUCAGAUCCAUUAUCAUCAAAGAAGAAAAACUGUGAAGCAUGGUUGAUGCAGUAGUUUCAUUUGUGAUACAAAAGCUUGGAGAUUAUAUCAUCCAAGAAGCAGUGUUCUUACGAGAAGUAAGAGAUGAAGUGCAGUUGCUAAAGAAUGAGUUGGAAUGGAUGCAGUGUUUCAUCAAGGAUGCUGAAGAAAAACAAGUUGAAGAUGUUAUGAUUCGCAAGUGGGUGUCUGAUAUCAGAGAAAUUGCUUAUGAUACCGAGGAUGUCUUGGAUAAAUUUAUGCUCAAAAUCGAUAAGGAAAAGACUCUGAGUCAAAAGCAAUCGGAUCUCUUUACUUCGAUCAGGAAGAAUUUCUGCAUAUUUUAUAUAGGCAAGAAGAUCCAUUUGUAUGGUAUAGGCAAGGAGAUUGAAUCACUUCAAAAGAGGAUCACUGAUCUAUCUCGUAAACGGGAAUUUUAUCGCCUUGAAGAUAUUGGCAACAGAAGGGAAGGAAAGAGCAAGAAUCUUGAGAGGUUGAAAGAUUUAAGAAGAGUAACUUCUUUUGCACUUGAUGAGAACAUUGUUGGCCUUGAGGAUGAUGCUAAAAUGUUGUUGGGUAAACUUCUUCAAGAUGAGCCACGGCGUUUGGUAGUUUCCAUCUUUGGCAUGGGGGGUUUGGGCAAAACCACUCUCGCUAAAAAACUUUACCACAACAUUGAUGUCUUGAAUAAAUUCAAAUUUCGAGCUUGGGUGUCUGUCUCUCAAGAUUACAAAACUGAAGAUCUUCUCCGACGAAUUAUAAAGUCUUUUGAAAUCAAAAUUAAUGGAAUGGAAUUAGAGAAGAUGACCGGAGAGGAUUUGGAGAGGUGUCUUUAUAAAUCUUUACAAGGAUGCUCAUAUUUGGCGGUGAUUGAUGAUGUAUGGCAAAGAGAAGCAUGGGAGAGUUUGAAAAGAGCCUUUCCUGAUGACAAUAGUGGAAGCAGAGUAAUAAUCACAACUCGCAUCAAAGCAGUAGCCGAGCGUUCGGAUGAGAGAAUUUAUGUUCAUAAACUUCGUUUUCUUAGGCCCGAUGAGUCUUGGAAGCUAUUUUGUGAGAAAGUCUUCCGAAAAUCAGAUGUGAACAAAGAAUUGGGGAAGCUAGGAAGAGAAAUGGUUGAAAAAUGCCGCGGUCUGCCCCUUGCCGUAGUUGUAUUAGGUGGGCUUUUGUCUACAAAGAAACCACGAGAGUGGCAGGCGGUGCGUGAUCACAUUUGGCAACAUUUGAGGAAUGAUUCGAUUCAUAUAUCUUAUUUAUUAACUUUAAGUUUCAAUGAUUUGUCUUAUCAAUUGAAGCUAUGCUUUCUUUAUCUUGGAAUCUUCCAAGAGGAUUCUGAGUUUUUCAUAGAGAAAGCAAUCCGAUUAUUAGUGGCAGAAGGUUUUAUUCGAGAAGCCGAUGAUCGAGUAAUGGAAGAAGUAGCGAAAGGUAACGUGGAUGAGUUAAUCAAUAGAAGCUUGAUUCAAAUAGAAAGCAUACAUCGGGGGAGAGUUGAGACUUGCAGAAUCCAUGAUCUUUUGCGUGAUCUUGCAAUUCAAAAAGCAAAAGAGGUCAAUUUCAUUGACAUUUACGAUGGAAUUCACCAUCCAACUUGCUCUCCAACUCCAUCAGCAUCUCGCCGACUUGUUUUUUAUCCUAAAGCAAGUUUUUGGUUCCCACAUUGUAAUUUUCUAUCACGUUCCCUCUUGUUAUACCAUCGAGAUAAGAACUCGUUCCAUGAAAUAUCAAUAGCUGUUUGCACAAGACUCAGGUUGCUAAGAGUUCUUUAUGUUGAAAACUACGGAGGAUCAGUUCAACUUUAUAGCUUACCGGAGGAGAUAGGCCAGUUGGUCCACUUGAAAUAUUUGACGAUAAGGAUUACAAAAAUAAGUAAUCUUCCAUCAUCCAUUGUUAACUUGCGGAGACUGCAAACUCUGGACUUGUACACUCAUUAUCGCUCGCUCGAGUUACCAAAUGGAAUUGGCGAAUUACAAGAGUUGAGGCAUCUAAUUGGAAAGUUUGGAGGGCCUCUGCCAAUAGACAGUUUGACAAACCUCCAGACUUUAAAAUUCAUAAGCUAUGAAAAGUGGAUUAAAGUUCAUCCAGAAAAGCUGGUUAAUCUUCGAGAGCUACACAUUCAUCAUUAUGACGCUGAACGACGUGAAGCAUUCAUAUUCGACUCUAUUGCCAAGCUGAAAAACAUCAGAAUUUUAUCUGUUGAACUGUCCAGUGUCCAUUCUUUCACUUCACUGCAACCACUUUCUCAUUGUCCUCGUCUCCAGGAUAUGACUUUGGAUGGGAAGAUAGAGGAACUACUACCAGACAUGUACACAAUCUUGCCAAAUCUCGAAUCCUUAUCGUUAAGGAAUUCAAAUCUUGAGGAGGACCCCAUGCCUAAGUUAGAGAAGUUACCAAACCUGGUAAGUCUUGAAUUGCUGGUUAAUUCUUACCAUGGAAAGAAAAUGGUAUGCAGCAAAAUGGGUUUUUCUCAGCUUGAUAAUUUAGAUAUUCUUGAACUGGAUGAAUUGGAGGAGUGGCGAGUAGAGGAAGGCGCUAUGCCUAUGCUUAAGAAUCUGGAGAUCAAGCCAGGAAACUCCAAGUUGAGAAUUCCAGAAAGAUUGAUGUCAAUGGCUGCACCAAACAGUAGAUAUCUUACUCGAUGCUACUUUCCGUUUGUUUUUUAAUAUAUAAUUGUCAAUGCUUUGUUUUUUUUUUUAAAUUGGUAUUAAGUUGUUUACUAAAUAUGAACAAUAGUGAACUGUGGAUGAGGUUUAAGUCACUUAUUCUGCAGUUGUCACACAUAUAAUACUAACCUUCAAUUACUAUCCU
Molecule: messenger RNA, 2929 nt
Organism: Mangifera indica (mango)
Lineage: Eukaryota; Viridiplantae; Streptophyta; Magnoliopsida; Sapindales; Anacardiaceae
Product: disease resistance protein RPP13-like
Exons: 1
Coding region: 151-2784 (877 amino acids)
Biological process (GO): defense response to other organism
Molecular function (GO): ADP binding
Source: RefSeq, a predicted model, not a curated record